AUGAUUAGAAACUUUGAAAUUGCUGCUGAAGCAAAUAAUUGGUCUAAAGCUUGCAUGCUGAAAAUUGUAUCAGGAUACUUGUAUGAACUAGCUGCAUAUUGGUUUGAAGAAAAUAAUGAUACUAUUAAUCGAUGGAAUAAAGAUAGACUUUAUAAAAAAUUAGAAUUUUAUGUAGGAAAAUUUAAAAGAUUGUUAAAGAAAGUUGAAUCUUCUAGUACUUUACUAAACAAAUAUACUGUGAGACUUUUUCUUAAUGGAUUAAGGAAGAAUAUCAUUCCUUUUGUAGUAUUUUCUCAUUCUAAAAAUGUAGAUGAAGCUAUUGAAGCAGCUAAACAAGUUGAAAGUGGUCAAUAUUAUGAACAACAAUCUCCUGUACUAACUCAAACAAGUGAAAGUAAUAAUACUAUCGAUAAUUUUACCAAACAAAUGAAACAGUUAUCCUUAAACAAUGCAACUCUUCCCAAUGUGUUAUCUAUGCAAUUUGAAGGAAAAUCUGAAAGAAGAAAGCCAAAAGAUGAUAGAAAUCUUAUAAAAGUUUGGGAUAAAAAGGAUUUAGAAGUAGAAAGGAAAAGACAAUCUGAAUCCAGAAGAAAAUUAAACUUGAGAAGCAGAAAACCUAUUAAUGAAUUUAUAGAAGUAGAAACCCCACAAAUUAUUACUCCUACUCUAAAAAAGAAAGUCAAAUGA
Messenger RNA from Funneliformis caledonium, 687 nucleotides. The record is from the annotation of a GenBank genome assembly. Lineage: Eukaryota; Fungi; Glomeromycota; Glomeromycetes; Glomerales; Glomeraceae.